GUGGACGGCACCACCAAGAACACCCUGGAGUAUGAGAUUGUGCAGGUGGUGGACACUGGCCCCAUCCUGAGGGACAUGGCCUUCUCAGUGGACCACGAGCACCUCUACAUCAUGUCUGAGAAGCAGCUCACCCGGGUGCCCGUGGAGUCGUGCAGCCAGUACGAGACCUGCAGCGAGUGCUUGGGCUCAGGAGACCCUCACUGUGGAUGGUGUGUCCUUCACAACACGUGCACGAGGAAGGAGCGGUGCGAGCGCUCCAGCGAGCCGCGGAGAUUCGCCUCGGAGAUGAAGCAGUGCGUCCGGCUCACCGUGCAUCCCAACAACAUCUCCGUGUCCCAGUACAACGUUUUGCUGGUCUUGGAGACCUACAACGUCCCUGAGCUGUCAGCAGGAGUCAACUGCACCUUCGAGGACCUUUCAGAGAUGGAUGGCCUGGUGGUGGGCAGUCAGAUCCAGUGCAUCUCACCAGCUGCCAAAGAGGUGCCCCAGAUCAUCACAGAGAACGGAGACCAUCACAUUGUGCAGCUUCAGCUCAAGUCCAAGGAAACGGGUAUGACCUUUGCCAGCACCAGCUUCGUCUUCUACAACUGCAGCGUCCACAACUCGUGUCUGUCAUGCGUGGAGAGCCCCUACAGGUGUCACUGGUGCAAGUACCGCCACGUGUGCACCCACGACCCCAGCUCCUGCUCCUUCCAGGAGGGACGAGUCAAGAUGCCUGAGGACUGUCCCCAGCUGCUGCAGGCUGAGAAGAUCCUGGUGCCAGUGGAAGUGAUCAAACCCAUCACACUGAAGGCCAAGAACCUGCCCCAGCCUCAGUCGGGCCAGAGAGGCUACGAGUGCAUCCUGAACAUCCAGGGCAGCGAGCAGAGGGUGCCAGCCCUGAGGUUCAACAGCUCCAGUGUGCAGUGCCAGAACACUUCGUAUUCCUACGAAGGGAUGGAGAUUAACAGCCUGCCAGUGGAGCUGACUGUCGUGUGGAACGGGAAUUUCAACAUUGACAACCCGGCACAGAACAAAGUUCACCUGUACAAGUGUGGGGCCAUGAGGGACAGCUGUGGACUCUGCCUGAAAGCCGACCCCGACUUCGAGUGUGGCUGGUGCCAGGGACAGAACCAGUGCACGCUGAAGCAGCACUGCCCAGCCCAGGACAGCCAGUGGCUGGAGUUGUCCAGCACCAAGGGCAAGUGCACCAACCCCAAGAUCACGGAUAUCAACCCAGUGACGGGCCCUCGCGAGGGAGGGACCAAGGUGACGAUCCGUGGGGAGAACCUGGGGCUGGAGUUCCGGGACAUCGCGUCCCACGUCAAAGUGGCCGGCGUGGAGUGCAAACCUCUGGUGGAAGGGUACAUCCCUGCAGAGCAGAUAGUGUGUGAGAUGGGGGAGGCCAAGCCCAGCCAGCAUGCUGGAUUUGUGGAAAUCUGUGUGGCUGAGUGCAAACCAGAGUUCAUGGCCAGAUCUUCACAGCUCUAUUACUUCAUGACUCUGACUCUCUCUGACCUCAAGCCCAAGCGGGGACCAGUGUCGGGUGGCACCCAGGUGACAAUCACAGGCAACAACCUCAACGCUGGCAGCAACGUCAUCGUGACCUUUGGGAGACAGCCCUGCCUCUUCUACAGGAGAUCCACCAAGCACAUUGUCUGUAACACCACUGCCUCCUAUGAGGGCUUUGAGAAGGUGAAGGUGUCUGUGAGAGUGGACAAGGCCAAGAUACAUCAGGAGCUGCACUAUGAAUAUGUGGAGGAUCCAACCAUCCUGAGGAUCGAGCCUGAGUGGAGCAUCUUCAGUGGCAACACACCCAUUGCAGUGUGGGGAACUCACCUGGAUCUCAUCCAGAACCCUCAGAUCCGGGCGAAGCACGGUGGGAAGGAGCACGUCAAUAACUGUGAGGUGCAGAACAGCACAGAGAUGACCUGCCAGGCCCCAGCCCUGGCUGUGGACCCCAAUCACCAGUCGGAGCUCGCCGAGCGCCCAGAGGAGUUUGGCUUCAUCCUUGACAACGUGCAGUCCCUGCUGAUCCUCAACAAAACCAACUUCACCUACUACCCCAACCCCAUCUUCGAGGUUUUCAACCCCUCGGGGAUCCUGGAGCUGAAGCCAGGAAGUCCCAUCAUCCUGAAGGGCAAGAACCUGAUCCCACCAGUGGCAGGAGGGAAUGCCAAGCUGAACUACACCGUUCUGGUCGGGGAGAAACCCUGUGCAGUGACUGUGUCAGAUGUGCAGCUGCUCUGUGAGUCCCCAAACCUCAUUGGAAGGCACAAGGUGAUGGCUCGUGUAGGAGGCAUGGAGUUCUCCCCAGGGAUGGUCUACAUCUCUCCAGACAGCCCUCUGAGCCUGCCAGCCAUUGUCAGCAUUGCUGUGGCUGGUGGGCUGCUCAUCAUCUUCAUCGUGGCCGUGCUCAUCGCCUACAAGCGCAAAUCCCGGGAGAGCGACCUCACCCUCAAGCGCCUGCAGAUGCAGAUGGACAACCUGGAGUCCAGGGUGGCUCUGGAGUGCAAAGAAGCCUUUGCAGAGCUGCAGACAGAUAUCCACGAGCUGACCAGUGACCUGGAUGGAGCCGGGAUCCCUUUCCUGGAUUACAGAACCUACACCAUGAGGGUGCUUUUCCCUGGCAUUGAAGAUCACCCAGUUCUGAGGGAUCUGGAGGUCCCUGGCUACAGGCAGGAGAGGGUGGAGAAAGGCCUGAAGCUCUUUGCCCAGCUCAUCAACAACAAGGUGUUCCUACUGUCCUUCAUCCGCACCCUGGAGUCCCAGCGCAGCUUCUCCAUGAGGGACCGCGGCAAUGUGGCCUCGCUGAUCAUGACAGUGCUGCAGAGCAAGCUGGAAUAUGCCACUGAUGUCCUCAAACAGCUCCUGGCCGACCUCAUAGACAAAAACCUGGAGAGCAAGAACCACCCCAAGCUGCUGCUCCGGAGGACAGAGUCUGUGGCUGAGAAGAUGCUCACCAACUGGUUCACCUUCCUUCUCUACAAAUUCCUCAAGGAGUGUGCUGGAGAACCUCUCUUCUCCCUUUUCUGUGCCAUCAAGCAGCAGAUGGAGAAGGGUCCCAUCGAUUCCAUCACUGGGGAGGCCCGGUAUUCCCUGAGUGAGGACAAGCUCAUCCGACAGCAGAUCGACUACAAGACACUGGUCCUGAGCUGCGUGAACCCCGACAACGUGAACAGCCCCGAGAUCCCGGUGAAGAUCCUGAACUGUGACACCAUCACACAGGUCAAGGAGAAGAUCCUGGAUGCCAUCUUCAAGAACGUGCCCUGCUCCCACCGCCCCAAGGCUGCUGACAUGGAUUUGGAGUGGAGACAAGCAAGUGGGGCAAGGAUGAUCCUGCAGGAUGAAGACAUCACAACCAAGAUAGAGAAUGACUGGAAGAGGCUCAACACCCUGGCACACUACCAGGUGCCAGAUGGAUCUGUGGUAGCUUUAGUGUCCAAGCAAGUCACUGCCUACAAUGCAGUCAACAACUCCACAGUCUCCAGGACGUCAGCCAGCAAGUAUGAAAACAUGAUCCGCUACACGGGGAGCCCCGACAGCCUCCGGUCCCGAACCCCCAUGAUCACCCCCGACCUGGAGAGCGGGGUCAAGAUGUGGCACCUGGUGAAGAACCACGAGCACGGUGACCAAAAAGAGGGUGACAGGGGCAGCAAGAUGGUUUCUGAGAUCUACCUGACCAGACUUCUUGCCACCAAGGGCACCCUCCAGAAGUUUGUAGAUGACCUCUUUGAGACCAUCUUCAGCACUGCCCACCGUGGCAGUGCCCUCCCCCUGGCUAUCAAGUACAUGUUUGAUUUCCUGGAUGAGCAGGCUGACAAACACAACAUCCACGACCCCCACGUGAGGCACACCUGGAAGAGCAACUGCCUCCCCUUAAGGUUCUGGGUCAACAUGAUCAAGAACCCACAGUUUGUCUUCGACAUCCACAAAAACAGCAUCACAGAUGCCUGUCUGUCUGUGGUGGCCCAGACCUUCAUGGACUCCUGUUCCACCUCAGAGCACCGGCUGGGCAAAGACUCCCCCUCCAACAAGCUCCUCUACGCCAAGGACAUCCCCAGCUACAAGAACUGGGUGGAAAGGUACUACUCAGACAUUGCCAAAAUGCCAGCCAUCAGUGACCAGGACAUGAAUGCCUACCUGGCUGAGCAGUCCCGCAUGCACAUGAACGAGUUCAACACCAUGAGCGCGCUCUCAGAGAUCUACUCCUACGUGGGCAAGUACAGCGAGGAGAUUCUCGGAGCCCUCGAUCAAGAUGACCAGGCUGGGAAACAGAAACUUGCCUACAAACUUGAACAAGUCAUAACCCUCAUGAGCAUAGACAGCUGAGAACUGUCCUGCCAGGGCCACCCUGGGAGGGAUAAACCAAGUCGUGCCUCACUCAAGAUCAUCAUCUUUACCAAGUGCAAGUUUUGAUGGGCUGUAAGCAGAGUCACCCACACAGCUCCUCUCUCUCUCUCUCAUUCUCUCUUUCUCUCCCUCAUUUCUCUCUCUUUCCAAAUCUAUGGACGAAGUGACAGAGCCCCAGGGGUUAAAGGAAAAGACUGCAGAGGAAUCUUGGCUCUGGGGCCAUGGGGACAUUCAGGUGGAGCUCUCCUUUUCACAGCUUCCCCUCUGCCUUCACCCUAGAGAAAAACUAUUAAACACACAAAAAAACACCCCCCACGAACCCUCCCCCAACAUCUCAUCAUCACUCUGCAGAGGCGAAAUUGGGAGGUAACUUCUGUCAUGCUGCUUUAACUGCCCUCCAAGGGCUUGUAGCCCCUGGAGUGGACAUGGAAAUGAACUCAGUAUUACUCAAAGUCUCCCCAAGGGGAAGGCAGCUGCCUGCAGGGAUCCUGGAGGGCAGAGCAAAUCCAGCUCCUCUCCUGCAGAGCCAUCACAACUCUAUCUCCUGAGAGUGACCCACCAGGAGAGGAACCCCAAGGCUCCCUGGAAAACGCCAGAGUGGGACCACUGUGGCUCUGACCUGCCUGGUGUAGCUGCUCCCUUGGGGCAGGGAAAGGGUCAAGAGGGGAGGAGGAGACCAACCCUCCCCUGCCCAUGUGUUUCAUAUGGUUAUUCUUAUUUUUCCAAGAGACACGUGUCCCCCGCCGUCUUUCCCGUCGUGUCCUGUUGGUCGUAGCACUGCGGCAAAAUUGCUCUCUCUGCUCAGUGGCCUCCUGUCAGUGGUGGUUCUGCUCCUUCUGGCAAUGGACAGCACAGCAUCUCCCUUGUUCCCACCUCAGCUUGGAAAGCAAGAGCCACAGGUCUCAUUUUGUUCCAUCCUCAA
Molecule: messenger RNA, 5254 nt
Organism: Manacus vitellinus (golden-collared manakin)
Lineage: Eukaryota; Metazoa; Chordata; Aves; Passeriformes; Pipridae
Product: plexin-A4
Exons: 29
Coding region: 76-4311 (1411 amino acids)
Biological process (GO): semaphorin-plexin signaling pathway involved in axon guidance; negative regulation of cell adhesion; regulation of cell shape
Cellular component (GO): semaphorin receptor complex
Molecular function (GO): semaphorin receptor activity; protein binding
Source: RefSeq, a predicted model, not a curated record